AUGAGCGGGACGGAUUAUUCGUAUGAUGAACAGGGUCAAUUCUUUCCUAUCUUCAUCCUCACGAUCGUUGGCAUAGUCACAUUGCCUCUGACAUACAGUGUCCUCAAGCCCAGUUCAGACCCUGGCGCCACUGCACCACGAAUUCAGUCAGACUACCGGCCCAAGAAUGCGGAUCUGGUAGACGCUCAAAGAAAGGCGCAGAGGAGGAAGGAUAGGAGAUUGAAGCGCGUUAUCACCGUAAUGAUUGGAUGGAGCGUCAUGGCGCUGAUGGCAUAUUUGAUUUUCGUUACUGCGCGAACAAUCCCAAAAGUCUGGAAUCCAUACGAUAUUUUAGGUAUUUCUGAAUCUGCAUCAGAGAAGGAAAUCAAGUCUCAUUAUAAGCGCCUUUCAUUGAAGUUCCACCCCGAUAAAAUUCGCCCCGACCCAGCGAAAAACGAAACCAUCGAGUCCUUGAACGACUACUUUGUCGAUCUUACCAAGGCAUACAAAGCUCUGACGGAUGAGGAUAUUCGAAAUAAUUUUAUUCAAUUUGGUCACCCUGAUGGAAAGCAGAGUUUUAGCAUCGGCAUUGCGCUCCCAAAUUUCAUCAUCGCGGACGGGAAUGGAAAAUACGUGAUUUUAGUCUAUGCCGCGUUACUGGGUGUAUUAUUGCCAUAUCUUGUUGGAAGUUGGUGGUAUGGAACUCAACGAAUGUCUAAGGAGAAGGUCUUGAUCGAAAGCGCGAACAACUUGUUCCGAGAAUAUGAAGAAGACAUUACGGAGGGCGGUGUUGUUGGUGCUUUGAGUACAGGUCUCGAAUUCGAGGCUGCAUUGAAGGGGGAGAAGGCAGAAUCUGGUCUUGGAAAGCUGGAAUCUAGGAUCCUGGCCCCAGGUGCUUCGAAUGCCUAUGCUGGUGGGCUUGCAGAGAAGGACAAACUAAAACUCGAAGAUCUGGAAGGUGGUGUUCGUAGAAAGGCUCUUGCGCUUCUAUGGGCAUAUCUUGGGCGUGUCGACCUCGACGAUCCCGCACUGGAGCAGGCUAAACUGGAAGCCGCACCCAUUGCGCACGCUCUGAAUGCCUCAUUUGGUGCUAUUUCCCUCGCAUUUGGUGUCACUGCGCCAAUCAUCUCUUCGUACAAGACCGCCCAGAAUUUGAUUCAGGCUGUUCCUCCUGGGGCUUCCCCGUUGUUACAGCUUCCUCACAUCACGCCAGCGAUUGCCCAAGCUAUCGAAGGCGACUCUAGAACCCACUUGACUUUACAGGAAUACAUGAGUUUACCGGAAACAUACAGACGCAAAUUGUCUGUUGGCAAAGGCCUCUUAACCGAGGCCGAGUACAAGACAGUUGUUUCUGUGGCUACACAACUACCGCGCCUUCAAGUCGAAAAAGGAUUUUUCAAAGUUACUGGAGAAAAAUACAUCAUUCCGAGUUCCCUUGUUUCAAUGGUCGUCAAAGGCAGAUUUAUUCCUCCAGGGAGUGAAAAUAUCCCUGAAGUGAAUGAGCUGGACCUCGAGGAUAUCGACCCUGAUGAGGAGGACCUCGACGCACUUCUUGGCCGUGAAAAGAGCGGCGGUAAGGAUGGAAAGAAGCCGGAGCAAAAGCCUGUCCAACCUCCUCUGGCUUACGCUCCAUACUUUACUAAGGAUUACUCUCCACGAUGGCACGUGUUCCUUACCGACAGCAAGCAAGGCAAAGUCGCUGUCCCUCCUUUUACUUUUACGACAUUUGACCAACCUAUCUAUACGAAAGAUGGCAAGCCCACUUUCAAUAUGCAAACACUCAAAGCACAAUUUCAGGCACCUCCGCAGGCGGGUCACUACACCUUUGUUCUGCACCUAAUAUGCGAUUCGUACGUUGGCUUUGACACGAAAAUGGAAAUCACUUUGGUUGUUGAUGAGGCAAGCAAAGCGGAAGAGAUGGGUUCAGACGAUGACAUUAGCGAACCUGAUGAAGAUUCUCUUGCUGGCCAAAUGCAUGCCCUGAAAACCGGGGCCCCGCCGCCACAGAAGAAAAAGAAGGCAAAGCAAAUAGAGGAGUCAUCUGACGAAGAAAGUAAUACCGAAGGAGAAGUCGAAGACACUAGUGAGACAGAUACCGAUACAGAUGAGGAAUAA
This is a messenger RNA of Glarea lozoyensis ATCC 20868, 2094 nucleotides long. RefSeq names its product Chaperone J-domain-containing protein. Gene Ontology annotation, biological process: post-translational protein targeting to endoplasmic reticulum membrane; SRP-dependent cotranslational protein targeting to membrane. Gene Ontology annotation, cellular component: Sec62/Sec63 complex. The transcript has 4 exons. The record is from RefSeq and is a predicted model, not a curated record. NCBI's taxonomy places the organism in Eukaryota, Fungi, Ascomycota, Leotiomycetes, Helotiales, Helotiaceae. Gene Ontology annotation, molecular function: transmembrane protein transporter activity; RNA binding. Bases 1 to 2094 code for a protein of 697 amino acids.